UGUGCACUGAGAUACAGACGGACAUCUCCUUGUAGACAAUUACCAUAUCACAGCCAUGAGAGGGACCCCCAAGUAUAAACACGUCAUCGAAACUCCAGAUCCCGGGAAGUGGGAGUUGGCCGGCUAUGAGGAAUCUCUGCCAAUCAGUGAAAAAUCCAAUCCAAUUACUAGAGAAGUAGACAAAGCUGACCCCAAUACACUGGUCCAGCUCCUACGAGACUGCGAUGCUGAGAUCUUUCAGGAGGAAGAUGAAACCAUCAUCAACUAUCAGAGACUGUACAGUGAGUCCAUCCUGAAGACUGUGGCGGACAUCGCAAAGAAGGUGCAGCACGUCAUAGAGAACCCAGAUGAUGGCCUCAUAGUUCUCAGUGGGUGCGGCACAUCCGGGCGGUUAGCGGUACUCCUUACGAAUUCCUUUAACCGGCUGCUGCGAGGCCUCCACCAGAGACCAUGUUACUCCUACAUCAUAGCCGGAGGGGACAGAUCUAUUGUGACAGCGCAGGAUGCACCUGAGGAUGACGCUGCCCGGGGACAGGAGGAGCUGCAGAGGGUCUGUGAAGGAAAGAAGAAGGUCGUGUUUAUAGGGAUAUCCUGCAGUCUGUCUGCUCCAUUCAUUGCUGGUCAGCUGGAAUACUGCUUGAAGAACCUGGAUGUGUUCCUGCCAGUCCUUGUAGGGUUUAAUCCAGUCUCCAUGGCCAGAAAUGACAGGAUCGAGGGCUGGAGCUCCACAUUCCGACAGGUGGCUGAACAGAUGCAGAACCUCCAUGACACCCAACGAGCAUUCACCCUGACCCCUGCAGUGGGGCCUGAAGGUCUCUGCGGCUCCUCGCGCAUGAAGGGCGGAAGCGCCACCAAGAUCCUCCUGGAGACGCUGUUUCUGGUAGCCCACAAGGCCUGCUCCAAGGUGGAGGUGACAGAAAAGUGA
Molecule: messenger RNA, 925 nt
Organism: Hyla sarda
Lineage: Eukaryota; Metazoa; Chordata; Amphibia; Anura; Hylidae
Product: glucokinase regulatory protein-like
Exons: 11
Coding region: 56-925 (289 amino acids)
Biological process (GO): glucose homeostasis; negative regulation of glucokinase activity; response to fructose
Cellular component (GO): mitochondrion; nucleoplasm; cytosol
Molecular function (GO): enzyme binding; fructose-6-phosphate binding; enzyme inhibitor activity
Source: RefSeq, a predicted model, not a curated record